CCCUCAUCAGUGACGCACCUCCAUGGUCGACCGUUGACAGUUUAUCAACAAAUACCUGCAAAAUGGACUAAUUUUCGUCUUCAAAUGUGCCAAAGACUUCUCUUAUCUGGUUGUAUUUUUACAUCAGAAUGAAGUAAAAUUGUCACCGACCCGGUUUUACCUGUACAGUGACUUUUUGACGGACAAAAAGCUGAAAUCUUCCUACAGACAUUAUGUCGUUCCUAGUGGACUCAGUCAUCAUGGUCACCUCACAGGUGUUGUUCUUUGGAUUUGGCUGGUUAUUCUUUAUGCGGCAACUCUUCAAAGACUAUGAGGUGCGACAGUAUGUUGUUCAAGUGGUUUUCUCUGUCACCUUUGCUUUCUCAUGUACCAUGUUUGAACUCAUCAUCUUUGAGAUCCUUGGUGCCUUAAGUAGUAGUUCCAGGUAUUUCCACUGGAAACUUAAUCUCUAUGUGAUUCUACUGGUUCUGAUCUUUGUGGUUCCUUUCUACAUCGGGUACUUUGUUGUCAGCAAUAUACGCCUGUUGCAGAGACAGAGGCUUCUUUUUGCCUGCAUGGUGUGGUUUACCUUCAUGUAUUUCUUUUGGAAGUUGGGCGACCCAUUUCCCAUCCUCAGCCCAAAACAUGGCAUCCUGUCCAUUGAGCAGCUUAUCAGCCGUGUCGGUGUCAUUGGAGUCACUCUCAUGGCUCUGCUGUCUGGGUUUGGUGCUGUUAACUGUCCUUACACGUACAUGUCCUAUUUCCUCAGAAAUGUUACAGUCAGUGACAUCCUUGCUCUGGAGAGACGACUGCUCCAAACUAUGGACAUGAUUGUCAGCAAAAAGAAACGAAUUGCUAUGACACGAAGGCAGAUGUACCAACGCGGAGAAGACCAGAACAAACAAACAGGUUUCUGGGGCAUGAUCAAGAGUGUUACCUCCACUCAAACAAGCAGUGAAAACCUCGCUCUCAUCCAGCAGGAAGUCGAUGCUCUGGAAGAACUCAGUAGACAACUGUUUCUAGAGACUGUGGACUUACAAGCUACCAAGGAGCGAAUUGAGUACUCGAAAACAUUCCAGGGGAAAUACUUCAACUUCCUUGGCUACUUCUUCUCCAUUUACUGUGUUUGGAAAAUCUUCAUGGCUACUAUAAACAUCGUGUUCGACCGAGUUGGGAAAACAGAUCCAGUGACGAGGGGUAUCGAAAUCACAGUGAAUUACUUGGGCAUCCAGUUUGAUGUUAAGUUUUGGUCUCAACACAUCUCUUUCAUCCUGGUGGGUAUAAUCAUUGUUACAUCCAUACGUGGAUUACUCAUCACACUCACCAAGUUCUUCUGUGCAAUAUCAAGCAGCAAGUCUUCCAAUGUCAUCGUGCUUGUCCUUGCUCAGAUAAUGGGGAUGUAUUUUGUAUCGUCCGUGCUGCUGAUGCGUAUGAGCAUGCCACUGGAGUAUCGCUCCAUCGUGACUGAGGUUCUGGGUGAGCUGCAGUUCAACUUCUACCAUCGCUGGUUUGAUGUCAUCUUCCUGGUCAGCGCAUUGUCCAGCAUCCUUUUUCUUUAUCUUGCCCACAAGCAGUCACCAGAGAAACACAUGGCCCUCUGAUCAGCUCCUUUCUCUAUAAUGACUCUUGGCCCACAGGGUGACUUUUAUUCUGGAAAUUAGGGAUAUCAGAUUUUUUAUAUAUAUCUAUAUGACAUAAUAGUCUGGACUGACUAUUCCUGAAUCAGGAAUGGCUGAUUGUUGGAUAUGAGUGAGGGUGAACUGCUGGAGCAGAUUAAGGAACAGGUUUGAAUGUGUGCUCACUUGAAUUAAAAAACAUUUUCCGAA
This is a messenger RNA of Solea senegalensis (Senegalese sole), 1805 nucleotides long. It is a transcript of the gene gphra, whose product is annotated as Golgi pH regulator. Gene Ontology annotation, molecular function: voltage-gated monoatomic anion channel activity. Gene Ontology annotation, biological process: intracellular pH reduction. The transcript is spliced from 14 exons. The coding region runs from base 213 to 1580 and encodes 455 amino acids. NCBI's taxonomy places the organism in Eukaryota, Metazoa, Chordata, Actinopteri, Pleuronectiformes, Soleidae. Gene Ontology annotation, cellular component: Golgi cisterna membrane. The record is from RefSeq and is a predicted model, not a curated record.